CACUCGGCCACGACUAGAAUGGGCACGUUUUUGUUGAUUUUUUGCAUUGGAGGCUCUGACGAUGUCUAGCAACUCGUCGGCUAAUGGUGAAGACGCGGGGCCGUGCGCGGUGUGCGGUGCGCAGGGACGAGCGUGCGCGCGGUGCCGCGUAGACUUCUACUGCGGCAAGGACCACCAGCUGCAGGACUGGCCUCGCCACAAGCUGGGCUGCAGCUUCCUCGAGGUGCGCAGUGACCCGUUGCUGGGACGCCACUUCGUGGCCGCCAAGGCCAUCCCCGCCGGCACGGUGUUGAUGCGCGAGACUCCCCUUGUCUCCUUCCCGACGUCUUGGGACAUCCCUGCCGAUGGAUCU
Molecule: messenger RNA, 352 nt
Organism: Thrips palmi
Lineage: Eukaryota; Metazoa; Arthropoda; Insecta; Thysanoptera; Thripidae
Product: egl nine homolog 1-like
Source: RefSeq, a predicted model, not a curated record